Messenger RNA from Spodoptera littoralis (African cotton leafworm), 3273 nucleotides. NCBI's taxonomy places the organism in Eukaryota, Metazoa, Arthropoda, Insecta, Lepidoptera, Noctuidae. The record is from the annotation of a GenBank genome assembly.
AUGGCUGAAGAACAGGAGGUGAUACAAAUAGAGCUGCUAUGCAAACAGCUUUACGAGUCGCAGGACCCGCUCGUAAGGGAACAAGCAGAAAAGGCAGUCGUUGGGUUUCAGGAGUCACCGGACACACUGAGCAAAUGCCAGGCGCUAUUGGAGCGGGCAGACUCGAGCUAUUCACAACUAUUGGCUGCCACGACGCUGGCUAAGCUAAUCAGCAGGUCGACAGCAAGCCUCUCGACGCAGCAGCGGUUGGAUAUCAGAAAUUAUGUCCUGAAUUAUUUGGCAACUAGGCCGAAACUGGCCAAUUUUGUAGUACAGUCGCUGGUAUCGCUUUUCGCGCGCAUCACAAAGCUGAGCUGGUUCGACAUGAUCAAAGAGGAGUAUGUGUUCCACAACGUGAUCAAUGAUAUCACCAAUUUUCUCAGGAGUCAAGAGCUGUGCACGAUCGGCGUGCAGCUACUAUCCCAGCUGGUGGUGGAGAUGAACCAGGUCUCUGAAGCCGAUGCAAAUCGUUCCCUAGCCAAACACAGGAAGAUUGCUUCCUCAUUCAGAGACACACAGCUCUUCGAAAUGUUCCGUCUAUCAUGUUCCCUCCUCGGUACGAUGAGGGGCAAAACCCCCGAACUAUCUGACGAGAGGCAACACGCGCUAGUAGCUGCACUAUUGCGCCUCGCACACAACUGUCUCACGUUCGAUUUCAUUGGCACUACCAGUGACGAGUCCAGCGAUGAUCUUUGUACUGUACAGAUACCAACAUCAUGGCGUCCGACAUUUCUAGAAUCUGGCACGCUAGACCUAUUCUUCGAGCUGUAUCACCUACUAGGUGGCGCCCUAGCGAGUCUGGCCCUGGCGUGCCUAGUGCAACUAGCGUCUGUACGUCGCUCGUUGUUCAGUUCCAACGAACGAGCCAAGUUCUUGAAUAGACUCGCCGCUGGUGUGCUCAGGAUUCUGGAAAAUACACAGGGCCUGUCAGACCCGACAAACUACCACGAGUUCUGCCGUCUCCUCGCUCGUCUGAAGUCCAACUACCAACUGGGCGAGCUCGUCAUGGUGGACAACUACCCUCGCCUUAUUGAGCUCAUCGCCAAGUUUACUGUGCAGAGCUUACAGAUGUGGCAAUUCGCCCCCAACUCAGUACACUACCUCCUAUCGCUAUGGCAACGCAUGGUAGCUUCAGUUCCCUAUGUGAAGGCGAGCGAGCCCCAUCUCUUGGAGACGUACGCUCCAGGAGUCACCGCCGCGUAUAUUGGAUCCAGACUGGAUUCUGUGUCCUGUGUGCUUAGCGAGGGCGUGGAGGACCCGCUGGAGGACGCGGGCACGGUGUCGCAGCAGCUGGAGCAGGUGUCGGUGGUGGGGCGCUGCGAGUACGGCAAGACGUGCGCGCUGCUCGUCGCGCACUUCGACCGCGCCGCCGCCGCCUACAGCGCGCCCGCGCCGCACCAGAUACACGUGCUGCAAGGCCAGCUAACAUGGCUAGUGUACAUAAUCGGCGCGGCCAUAGGCGGGCGUGCGUCAGUCAAUACGUGCGAAGAGAAUGACGCCAUGGACGGCGAGCUCGUCUGUAGGGUGCUGCAGCUCAUGGACCUUACUGACUCCAGACUGGCGCAGGGUGGUUGCGAGAAACUCGAGCUGGCGAUGAUGUCAUUCUUCGAGCAGUUCCGAAAGAUCUACGUGGGGGAACAGGUCCAGAAGAAUAGUAAGGUGUACCGCCGACUCAGUGAUGUACUGGGCUUGGCUGACGAGAGCCAACUACUCAGCGUGCUCAUGAGGAAGAUUAUAACAAACUUGAAGUACUGGGGCGGUUCGGAGCAGAUAAUAUCAAAGACCCUCGGCUUACUCAGCGACCUCAGCGGCGGGUACUCGUGUGUACGGAAACUGGUCAAACUGGACGAGGUCCAGUUCAUGCUGACACAUCAUACUGCGGAGCACUUCCCGUUCCUGGGUAUAGCGGGCGUGGGCGCGGCCGAGAUGCGCUGUCGGAGCAUGCUGUACACGGCGCUGGGCAGGCUGCUCAUGGUCGACCUGGGGGAGGACGAGGACCGGUUCCUCGCCUUCAUGAUGCCGCUCACUGCGGCAUUCGAGAGUAUAAUAGGCCUGUUAAGCGGGCCGGAGUCCACAAUGUACAAUUCAGAAGACGCCAAGAAGACACUAAUAGGUCUCGCGCGCGAUCUACGCGGGCUAGCGUUCGCGUUCAGCACUAAAACUACUUAUAUGAUGCUGUUUGAUUGGAUAUACCCUGUAUACAUGAAAGUCCUGCUGCGAGGUAUCGAGGUUUGGUUCGCGGAGCCCGCACUAACUACCCCAGUACUGAAGCUGACGGCGGAGCUGGCACAGAAUCGUAACCAGCGGCUGCAUUUCGACGUCUCCUCGCCCAACGGAAUAUUACUGUUUCGAGAACUUUCUAAUAUUAUUUGCGCUUAUGGCAGCAGAAUACUAACAAUAGACGUGAAUAAGAAACAGAUGUAUGCCAUGAAGCUAAAGGGCAUAUCUCUCUGUUUCUCCAUACUCAAGGCGGCUCUAUGCGGGAACUAUGCUAAUUUCGGAGUCUUCAGGUUAUACGGCGACGAGGCACUAGACAACGCGUUGAAUAUGUUCGUCAAGCUACUUCUCAGUAUACCGCAGACCGAUCUACUGGACUAUCCGAAACUAUCUCAGACAUACUACGUGUUGCUAGAACGACUGGCGCAAGACCAUAUGCCGUUCCUAGCAUCGCUACAACCGGACGCAACUCUAUACAUACUCUGCUCUAUCUCCGAGGGACUUACGGCUCUAGAUACGAGUGUUUGCACGGGAUGCUGCGCUACGUUAGACCACAUAGUGACCUAUCUGUUCAAGCAGUUAGUACAGAAAUCUAGCAACAAGGUAUCGAACCCCCGCCAGCCGCCCCCAGAGACAAGCAACAUGUUCAUAGAAGUGUUACAACGACGUCCCGAGAUCAUGCAACAGUUACUCGCAACGGUCCUAAACGUAAUAAUGUUCGAAGACUGUUGCAACCAGUGGUCUAUGUCCCGUCCCCUGCUGGGCCUGAUACUCCUCAAUGAGGAGCAGUUCGCCCGCAUCCGCCAGGAUAUGAUCGCUCAGCAGCCGAGAGAUAAACAGGAACAACUGGCGCUGUGGUUCAAUGGACUUAUGGCCGGCAUCGAACCAAACUUGUUGACUAAGAAUAGGGAUAGAUUCACCCAAAACCUGUCAAUGUUCCGUCGCGACAUCAACGACUUACUAAAGGGCGCGGCCGGAGUAAGCGGUGGGAACGUCAGCGACAUGAUGACGUCAUAA